AUGGCUUCUUCUCCAUCAAUCCCCGCCAGAACCAUUCUGCUGUACCUUCAUUUCGCGCUCUCCUUCAUCCUGGCUGCAUCCUUCUCCGCCGUCGCCACUGCGGCGGCUCAGCUGGCGGAGGCGGAAGCGGAGGUAGUGGAGCUGGAGCAGGUCGUCGGGAAGUCGAAGCAGAGAGAGUUCGAUUACUUCAUGCUCGCUCUCCAAUGGCCUGCCACUUACUGCCGAUUCACCAAAAAAUGCUGCAACCAAAACGCCUGCUGCAGAGGGGAGAACUCCCCUACUGAAUUUACAAUCCAUGGGUUAUGGCCUGAUUACAAUGAUGGAAGCUACCCAUCCUGCUGCGGUGGAUCCAAUUUCAAUGAGAAGGAGAUCUCGACUUUGCUUGAUCCUCUGAACAAGUAUUGGCCCACUCUAAGCUGUGGGAAAUCAUCAACCUGCCAUGGGGUGAAAGGAUCUUUCUGGGCACAUGAGGUGUGUUGUUCAAUCUCUGUCUCACAUUUCCCUCUAUACUUUUUAUCCAGAACUAACUAA
Molecule: messenger RNA, 531 nt
Organism: Linum trigynum
Lineage: Eukaryota; Viridiplantae; Streptophyta; Magnoliopsida; Malpighiales; Linaceae
Source: the annotation of a GenBank genome assembly